AUGGAGUUUGAGCAGUAUUUAAGCAAACUUCCAGAAUAUGAUUUUGCGAUAACAUACGGUUCGGGAGUAUUUAAGCAAGUCGGGUACUCCGAAAAGGACCACAAAAAUGCGAUGCUUGAUGUUAUCAUUGGCGUUAGGGAUCCCAUUGAAUGGCAUCGAGUGAAUAUGCAGCUCAAUCCUGAACAUUACUCCUUUUUCCGUCAUCUCGGGAGCUCAACAAUCGCAAAGUUAGAAAAUUUUGGACUGGGACAUGUUUACUACAAUACGACGGUUAUGGGUCCGAAAGGGCAUGAAAGGCCAGUGAAAUACGGGGUUAUUGAAAUGGAGAAAUUGAAGCACGAUCUUCUUGAAUGGGAUUCUCUCUAUGUUUCGGGAAGGCUUCAAAAGCCAGUCCGCUUUGGGUUAUCGAAUGAUCUUCCAGCUAUCAUCGAUGCAAUGAAUCAAAAUCUACGAAACGCCAUUCUGGCUGUUCUUCCCCUCCUUCCUUUUCAAUUUUCGAGCUACCAGCUCUUCAUUGCCAUCACGCGUUUGAGUUACAACGGAGACAUUCGCACCUACUUUGCCGAAAACCCCCACAAGGUGCAGAACAUCGUUGAAGGCAAUUUUGACAAUUUCUGCCAACUCUACAAGCCUUUUCUCGCUGCUUGUCCGCUGAUCCAUCCGAUCCAAGGUCGCGAUGGCUGGUUUGAACAAGACGUUUCCAUUCCGAACCUGGCUCGGAUCGCUGCUUCGCUGCCUUCAUCGCUUCAUUCCUCGGUGCGAGCGCAGCUUGCGUUCGGUCCGCGUACUGUGAACGUGGAGGGGCUGUCUACGGAGCUCUUGCGCGACUUGUAUGAGCGACGCAUGACGGCUUUGUUCGAUCCGGGGAUGAAGAAUGAGAAUCUGAUUGCUGCGAAGGGAGCAGUGGCGCGAGGAAUCCAAAUGGGAGUGCGAAGAGCGGUGUUCCGAGGAAGUGUGGAUCAGGCGGUGCGAGGGGUGGCGUCGUUUGGAGUUUGGAACAGCGUGACGUAUGCUGCGAAGAAGAUAAUGAAGUUUUUGAAAUGA
Messenger RNA from Blastocystis hominis, 1044 nucleotides. RefSeq lists its product as hypothetical. Gene Ontology annotation, biological process: CDP-diacylglycerol biosynthetic process; cardiolipin biosynthetic process. NCBI's taxonomy places the organism in Eukaryota, Bigyra, Opalinata, Blastocystidae. The coding region runs from base 1 to 1044 and encodes 347 amino acids. Gene Ontology annotation, cellular component: mitochondrion. The transcript has 5 exons. Gene Ontology annotation, molecular function: phosphatidate cytidylyltransferase activity. The record is from RefSeq and is a predicted model, not a curated record.